AUGGCUCGGGGGCGGGGAGGAGAGGGAGGAUGACGUAACUGUCGCCCCUCCGGCCCCGCGCUCGGGCUGCCUCAGUCUUCCUCCUGGACAAUAAGCACGCGUCGCGUCGGGAAGCGCCUCCUGGGCUGUGUGCAGGCCCCUGGCUCAUUCUCAAGCAUUGGCUCUUCCCCAAAAUGGGACUACAGAGAGUGAGGCGGGAGUGACUUUUGGGUUCCUGACAGCAAAGAUUCAGUGGUUCAUUAUGGCUGUGAAUCAUGCACUACCAUUGUCUCAGAAGAAUUCAUAUUUUGAGAAGACUAAAGGGCUACAGAAGGACAUGAGAUGGGUAAACAUUGCAGCAUAUUACCAGUAAAGAAUUGUGCCUAAGAAUCACCGCAAGAGUUGUCAACCCAAAAAGUAUGACUGGAAAUUGAGGUGGACAAGUCACGCAGGGAGAAUGAGGGAUGAGAGAGGGCUGUCUCCCAGGCUGCCCAGGUAAACCUAUGUGAGAAGAGAGAAGAAGGUUCCUGCUUAUUGGUUGGAGCAUUUGUGGAGGUCUUUGGAUGAUGGAAACAAAGACAAUGCACGCUGAGGAGAUGUGCUUGGAUUCCAAUUGUGGCCAUUGCAGAGAAGUAUCCUUACCAAGAAAGUCAGAGAACCCUGACAUAUUGGAGAAAAGCUUUUCCUUAGAACUGGGCACUGUUUGAUCUCUUUAUAUUGAAUCAGUGACAUUCAAAGACGUGGCUGUGGACUUCACUUGGGAGGAGUGGGAGCAUCUGGAUCCUGCCCAGAGGGACCUGUACAGGAAUGUGAUGCUGGAGAACUACGAGAACCUUGUCUCAGUGGGAAUUCCUGUCUCCACAAUGGACAUGGUCUCCCUUUUUGAGAAGCGAGAGGCGCCAUGGAUGCCAGAGGGAGAAGUCUCCAGUGGCACAUGUCCAGAUUCCUGUAAUGAGAAGACCAACUUUGAACCCAAAGAUUCAAAUCCAGGGCAGGCCUUUCGCGUGGGAAUGUCAUCCAAGAUAAGACUGGGCAAGGAUACAGAAGAUUGGCGUUACAAGAUGAGAGAAGCAGGUGAAGGUGAUGUUAAGAUAGAGGAGCUGAAGCCUACCCAAGAGGGACAGUGGAGACAAGAAAUAGUCACUCCCAGAACAGUGUACAAUCAAGUACAUGUACCUCAGCACAGUGCUCGAAAUGUUAUUUUUGUGUCAGACUUAGUUGCGACAUCCAAAGGGAUAAUGGGAGAAAAUCUCUACAAAUGUAAGUCCUUUGGAAAGAAUUUCAGGGGUGAUUUUCCUUACUUAAUUACAUAUGAUGCAUUCUCCCUCCGAAAAGAACUUUUUAAAUAUACCAAAUGCAAAAGGCCCUUUAGUUACCAUUCAGACUUAAUUAAAUUUCAUAGAAUUCACGCUGGAGAAAAACGACAUGAACAGAAUGAAUGGGGAAAAUCCUCUGAUAGAAGGUUAGAUAGUAUUGAAUAUCAGAAAAUUCAUAGUGGGGAGAAAAACAACAAAUAUAAAGAUGAGAAAGUUUUUGGCUAUAGGGAAAGUUUGAAUAAACAUAAUGUAAUUUAUACUAGAGAGAAUUUCAUUGCAUAUAAUGGAUGUGGGAAAGCUUUCAGUGAUGAAAUCCUUACUUCACCUGUAAGGAUUCACACUGGAGAGAAAAUUUUCUCUGAAGCUAAUGAAAGUGAGAAAACUUUCAGUGUGAGGGGAAUUAAUAAUAGAGGGAAAUCCUUUGUGUAUGAUGAAUAUGGCAUAAGCAAAAGGGAAUCGCUUAUUAUGCAACAAAGUAUUCAUGAUGAAAAGAAACCCUUUGCAUAUAAUAAAUGUGGAAUAGGCUUCCAAAACAGCAUAAACCUUAAUUCCUAUCAGAAAACUCAUGCUGGAGAGACACUUUUUGGAUAUAAUGAAUUCAGGAAAGACUUCAAAAAGAGUGGGAAUCUUACCACACAGCAGGGAUUUCAUAUUGAAGAGAAACCCUUUGCAUGCCAUGAGUGUGGGAAAUGCUUCAGACAGAGUGCGUAUCUUGUUAUCCAUCGGAGAACUCAUACAGGAGAGAAACCUUUUACGUGUAAUGAAUGUGGGAAAACUUUUACCCAAAAGGCAAGCCUUAUUACUCAUCACAGGACUCAUACUGGAGAGAGACCCUUUAUAUGUAGUGAAUGUGGGAAAACUUUUACACAAAGGGCAAAUCUUAUUACUCAUCACAGGACUCAUACUGGAGAGAAACCCUUUGCAUGCAGUGAAUGUAAAAAAACCUUUACUCAGAAGUCAAGCCUUAUUACUCAUUACAGAACUCAUACUAGAGAGAGACUCUUUGCAUGUAAUGAUUGUGGGAUUGCCUUUACCCAAAAGGCAAACCUUGUUGCUCAUAGAAGAAUUCAUACCAGAGAGAAACCGUUAGCUUCUAAUCUACGUGUGAAAGGCCCUCAAAAGAAAAGACUUAGCCAUCAGGGGACUCACACUGGAGAGAAACCCUUUACAUGCAGCGAAUGUGGAAUAAGCUUCCGAUACAAAGUAAACCUUAGUAUCCAUCAGAGAAUUCAUACAGGAGAGAAACCCUUUGCAUGUCACGAAUGUGGGAAAGGCUUCAGACAGAGUGCACAUCUUAAUACCCAUCAGAGAACUCAUACAGGAGAGAAACCCUUUGCAUGUAAUGAAUGUGGGAAAAGCUUUACCCAAAGGUCAAACCUUAAUAGCCAUCAGCGAACUCAUACUCAAGAGAAACUCUUUGCAUGUAAUCAAUGUGGGAAAACCUUUACCCAAAAAGGAAGCCUUGUUACUCAUCAAAAGACUCAUACUAGAGAAAAACAGUUUAUAUGUAAUGAAUGUGGAACAGGCUUCCUACAUAGAGUAAGUUUUAUUGUUCAUAAGAGAAUUCAUACUGGAGAGAAACCAUAUAUAUGUAAUGAGUGUGGAAAAGGCUUCAGGCAGAGUGGACACCUCAUGAUCCAUCAGAGGACUCAUACUGGGGAGAGACCCUUCUCUUGCAAUGAAUGUGGGAAAACCUUUACCCAAAGAUCAAACCUUACUAGCCAUCAGAGGACUCAUACUGGAGAGAAGCUCUUUGCAUGUAAUGAAUGUGGGAGAGCAUUUACUCAAAAGGGAAGCCUUGUUACUCAUCAGAGAACACAUACUGGAGAGAAACAAUUUGUAUGUAAUGAAUGUGGGACAAGUUUCCUUCACCGAGUGACCCUUAUUAUCCAUAAGAGAACUCAUACUGGAGAGAAACCAUAUGCAUGUCAUGAAUGUGGGAAAGGCUUCAGGCAGAGUGGCCACCUCAUUACCCAUCAAAGAACUCAUACUGGAGAAAAACCCUUUGUCUGUAACGAAUGUGGGAAAACCUUUACACAAAGGGCAAACCUUACCAGCCAUAAGAGAAAUCAUGCUGGAAACAAACGCUUUACAUGUAAUGAAUGUGGGAAAACUUUUACCCAAAAGUCAAACCUUAAUACACAUCGGAAAACUCAUGCUAAAGAGAUGCAUAAUGAAAGGGAGAGAUCUUUUACUCAGAGGAUGAACCUUAAUAGCUAUCAUAGAACUUUGACAGGAUAAAAGUCCUUUGUAUAAUUAAUAUAGAAAGGGUUUCAGGCAGAUUAGAUAUAUUAUUACACAAUAGAGAAUUAAUCCUGGACAGACACUUUAUAUAACAAAUUUAGAAAUGUCUUCCAUGGGAGGGAAUAAUACCUCCUUGUAUAUUAGAGCACUUAUACUGGAAAAAGCACUAAAAUGUAAUAAAUAGAGUUGCACCAAAUUUUCAUUAUCACUGUGUUGGGUGGAAUGUCCUGGGUAUCUGUGCUUCGCUUUGAAUUGUGUAACAUUUUAAUGAUGACUUGUAUAAAUAGUAUACUCAUCAGAUUUUCAGAUGACUUGUAACUGAGAUAGAUAGCUAACACUAUAUAAGAGAGCUACCUAACAACAUUGUCACACCAUUGGGCUAAAAAAUGAAAAUCAGUAGCAAUAAAUGCAAAUACUUAGAGUAAGGUACAAAAAACCCUACUUCACAAAUGAAUGUUUCUUAAGUACUUACUUUUUUCCUGGCUGUAGAUAUAAAGAAAUGCAAAGUAGUUGUUGGCAUCAAGGAAUUGACAUCAGAUGGAGAAGGCAGCAUGUAAAAGAACUACGUACAUAAGAAAUAUACAAACUAAGUGGAAGGUGAUUUCUCAUUCCUGGGUGGAGGUAAGGAAGGGGAAGAUACAGGUAUGAGGUAACCCAUGCAAACCCACAGGUAAAGAUGAGGGAGUAUUGUGUGGGUAAGCAGCUAGUAAGCAGACCAGCAUAACUAGAUCAGAAAACCUAUAGAGUAGAGCAAAGUGCUCUCUCUCCAUAGAUACGAAAGGUAAUUUCUUCCUUGUUCCUCUAAUUUGCUUGUAAUUUCGCCCAUUAUAUCUAAAUCCCAUAUUCACUUAGAGUUUUUUGUUUUCCUUGGAGUUGUUUUUUUUUUUUUUUAAUCACAUGUUGAGUCCUUAGUAGUUAGGAUCUUUGAGUUUAUCAGAAAUAUACUUUUAUUGGUUUGCUUCUCUGUGUUGCAUAUUUAUUCUCUUUUAAAACAAAUAGUUUUAAUAAUAAUGCUUUGUAAUAAUUAUGAUUGUGCCCUUCUAUAUCUCUUAACACUCAGCACAUAGAAGAAGGUGCUUAAUAAAUGUUUAUUUUAUUGAAAGACUGAUUUAUUUUUCAGGCAACACAUUUUUAAAAACUCACUUCUCCCCACUCUCAUUAAGCAAUUUUUUUUAAUAAAAAAAAUCCUUAAUACAUGACUGCAUAAUCUGGCAAAAUCAUUUCCCGUUGUCUGUGUCGAAAAUGUAUGUUUCUCUGCAUUUAAAGUACGUUUGCUUUUCUGUGAGGUGGGAAUUGUUAUAUUUCAUAUUAAUUUUUGGAAUUGUGGUUUUUAUUUGUAUUCAUAAGACUUGUAACAUCUUUUGAGAAUCGUUUUUUCCUAUAACAUUAUUGUAAAAUAUGUUCUAGUUCUGUUGACUUCACUUUGCAUCAAUUCACAGAGAUCUUUGUUUACUGUGUAACUAUUCACUUUACCAUUUAUUACGGCAAAAUAAUAUUCCAUUACAUCAUUAUGCCACAAUUUAUUUAGCCAUUCCCCAAUAGGAGGAAUUCCUUAUUUUUGGCUACUACAAAAAGAUCUGCUAUAAAUAUUUUUGUACAUAUUGAGAUUUUUUUUUUCCUUGUUGACUUCUUUGGGGGUACAGAGUUAGUAGUGAUCUAGCUAGGUAAAAGCUCAAGCACAUUUUAGUAAUUUUUGGAUCAUAACUGAAUUGCUUUCCUGAAUGACUGAACCCAUUUUACCAGCCCCAUCAUAAGUGUACCAGUGAGUGUAUUUUCCCAAUAGCUCCUUCAGCAUCAUUUUCUACAUUACUCAUCUUUUCUAGUCUGAUAAAUAUG
Sarcophilus harrisii (Tasmanian devil) is the source of this 5375-nucleotide messenger RNA. RefSeq names its product zinc finger protein 271. NCBI's taxonomy places the organism in Eukaryota, Metazoa, Chordata, Mammalia, Dasyuromorphia, Dasyuridae. The transcript has 6 exons. Bases 792 to 3536 code for a protein of 914 amino acids. Gene Ontology annotation, biological process: negative regulation of transcription by RNA polymerase II. Gene Ontology annotation, molecular function: DNA-binding transcription repressor activity, RNA polymerase II-specific. The record is from RefSeq and is a predicted model, not a curated record.